CAAAACAGAGGUGGAGGAGUCAAUUUAAAGUAGGAAGGAAAGAAGAGAGAAGCCCCAUGCCCCAUGUUUUACUCUGAUAUUCCCAAAGCCGAUCUUCUUCUAUCAGAAUCUUGUUGACCCUUUCUCUCUGAAACCUUUAACUUUCUCUUCCAUAAUAAUUAAACCUCAACCCUAGAUAUUCAAUCACCCUACCCAACCACCAAAGUUGCUCUCCAACUGAGCACCUCAUUUGUGGCGUCAACCAUGGCGGCUCCGGCACCGACCUGGCCGUGGACUUUCUCAGCUUCUCUAACUGUAACCCUAGUUUUAACCUUAGUUUCCGUAGUUUAUGGCAACUCCGAAGGAGACGCUUUGUACACCUUGAGAAGGAGCUUGUCGGAUCCGGAUAAUGUUCUCCAGAGCUGGGAUCCCACCCUCGUCAAUCCGUGCACUUGGUUCCACAUCACCUGUAACCAGGAUAAUCGCGUGACCCGAGUUGACUUGGGGAACUCAAACUUAUCUGGACAUCUAGUUCCCGAGCUUGGAAAGCUAGAGCACCUGCAAUACCUGGAACUCUAUAAAAACAAUAUUCAAGGAAGCAUACCUAAUGAGCUUGGUAACUUGAAGAGCCUCAUCAGCUUGGAUUUGUACAACAACAACAUCUCAGGGACCAUUCCUCCUUCACUGGGGAAAUUGAAGUCCCUUGUCUUUUUGCGUCUUAAUGAUAACCGAUUAACUGGACCAAUUCCUAGGGAACUUGUUGGUAUUUCAAGCCUUAAAGUUGUUGAUGUGUCAAACAAUGAUUUAUGUGGAACAAUUCCUACCAGUGGUCCAUUUGAACGUAUCCCUUUGAACAACUUUGAAAAUAAUCCUCGACUAGAAGGUCCAGAGUUGCUGGGUUUAGCAAGUUACGAUACAAAUUGCACGUAAAGAGAUCUUGAAGCUGUAAACUGCCCAAAUUGUCUUCAAUCUCGUGUACGUCAACAAUUAAAAUUGAAAUUACAUGAUAGUGUAACAGGAUUGGUGAAAUGCAGCCUCUGGUAUAAGUAUUUGUAAAUUGUUUGAGACCUGGUAAUGCUUUAGCAUUUGUAACUGCAUUGUUGUGUUCUAAGAUGAAAGACAUGAAUUUGUAUUAAUAUAAAAGCUAGAGAAGGGUUUACCUAAAUGUGGUUUUAUACUCA
Jatropha curcas is the source of this 1160-nucleotide messenger RNA. Its product is annotated as Leucine-rich repeat (LRR) family protein. Lineage: Eukaryota; Viridiplantae; Streptophyta; Magnoliopsida; Malpighiales; Euphorbiaceae. The record is from RefSeq and is a predicted model, not a curated record.